AUGUUGACGGUAACAAAGGACCACCUGGCUAACGACGGCAAGAUCUCCUGGCUUGCCAACCUCGACACCGCCGUGCAGCCGGAGAGGAAUUACCGCCGCUCCUCCAUCAUCUGCACCAUUGGGCCCAAGACCAACUCGGUCGAAGCCAUCAACUCGCUGCGCCGGGCGGGUCUCAAUGUUGUUCGCAUGAACUUCUCUCACGGUUCAUACGACUAUCAUCAGAGCGUCAUCGAUAAUGCUCGCGCCGCAGAGAAGGCCCAAGGGGGCCGCCCGAUCGCUAUUGCCCUCGACACUAAGGGUCCUGAGAUCCGAACUGGCAACACCAAGAACGAUGAGGAUAUUCCCAUCUCUGCGGGCAAAGUCCUGAACAUUACCACGGACGAGCAAUAUGCCACCAGCUGCGAUACCGACAACAUGUAUGUCGACUACGCGAACAUCACCAAGGUCAUCGAGCCUGGCCGUGUCAUCUAUGUCGACGAUGGUGUCCUCGCCUUCGAAGUCCUCAGCAUCAAGGACGAGAAGACUGUCGAGGUGCGCGCCCGCAACAACGGCUUCAUCUCCUCCCGAAAGGGUGUCAACCUCCCCAACACGGACGUCGACCUGCCGGCCCUGUCCGAGAAGGACAAGGCCGACCUGCGGUUUGGCGUCAAGAACAACGUCGACAUGGUGUUCGCCUCGUUCAUCCGCCGCGGCCAGGACAUCAAGGACAUCCGCGCGAUCCUCGGCGAGGAGGGCAAGCACAUCCAGGUCAUCGCCAAGAUCGAGAACCGCCAGGGCCUCAACAACUUCCCCGAGAUUCUCGCGGAGACGGACGGCGUCAUGGUGGCGCGUGGUGACCUCGGCAUCGAGAUCCCCGCGGCCGAGGUGUUCGCUGCGCAGAAGAAGCUGAUCGCCAUGUGCAACAUGGCCGGCAAGCCCGUCAUCUGCGCCACGCAGAUGCUCGAGUCGAUGAUCAAGAACCCCCGUCCGACGCGCGCUGAGAUCAGCGACGUUGGCAAUGCCAUCACCGACGGCGCCGACUGCGUCAUGCUGUCGGGAGAGACGGCCAAGGGCAGCUACCCGUCCGAGGCGGUCAAGGAGAUGCACGAGACGUGCCUCAAGGCCGAGAACACGAUCCCUUACGUCGCCCACUUCGAGGAGAUGUGCACGCUGAUCCGUCGCCCCGUGAGUGUUGUCGAGUCGUGCGCCAUGGCAGCGGUCCGGGCCUCGCUGGAUCUCAACGCCGGCGGCAUCAUCGUGCUCUCCACGUCGGGCGACUCGGCUCGCCUCCUCUCCAAGUACCGACCCGUCUGCCCCAUCUUCAUGGUGACGCGCAACGGCCCGGCGUCGCGCUACGCCCACCUGUACCGUGGCGUCUACCCUUUCCUCUUCCCCGAGUCGAAGCCCGACUUCAGCAAGGUCAACUGGCAGGAGGAUGUCGACAGGCGUAUCAAGUGGGGUAUCAAGCUCGCCCUGGAGCUCAACGUGAUCAACGAGGGCGACACGGUGGUGGUUGUGCAGGGCUGGAAGGGCGGCAUGGGCAACACCAACACCCUGCGCAUUGUCAAGGCCGACCCGCAGCACCUCGGUCUCGGCGAGCUCUAGAUUGGGCCGUGCGAAAGCCGAAAGGCGGAAGCCGGACGCCGGAAGCCGAAAGCCGAAACGCGCGGGAAAUUCGUCGGAAAGCACAAACGGAGAAAGAAAGGGUUAUGAUCUUGGGAAAAUGGACGCGAUGAGAUGAGGUCGUUGGGAUAUCCCCUUGAGCAAAUUAGACAUGGGCCGGUUUUUGUCUGCAAUGAUUAUGAUCUUCUUUUUUUUCUUUUCUUUCCAAGCCAUAUCGUCGCGUCACCCUGGGUGUGUUGUGAGGUUCCACCGGGUAGGUCUCUGUUGCUUCGUGCGUCGCGUGCGUCGUAUCGUUCCUGUGGUGUCGUCUCAUGGUCGCUGUCGUCGUCCUUGGUGGUUUUGGUCAACGUAGUGGAGGAGGCCCCUAUCCAAGUUCCACUUCUCAGAGAGACAAUACAGAGGAGAACAUGAGCACCGAAAAAUAGAGAAUACCUUGAGUCCCUACCGCAAUUGAAACGGCCAUAUUCGUACUCGACCUCGU
Sodiomyces alkalinus F11 is the source of this 2083-nucleotide messenger RNA. Its product is annotated as pyruvate kinase. Gene Ontology annotation, molecular function: pyruvate kinase activity; magnesium ion binding; potassium ion binding. Gene Ontology annotation, biological process: glycolytic process. The coding region runs from base 1 to 1584 and encodes 527 amino acids. NCBI's taxonomy places the organism in Eukaryota, Fungi, Ascomycota, Sordariomycetes, Glomerellales, Plectosphaerellaceae. Gene Ontology annotation, cellular component: cytoplasm. The transcript has 4 exons. The record is from RefSeq and is a predicted model, not a curated record.